Messenger RNA from Pomacea canaliculata, 5037 nucleotides. RefSeq lists its product as uncharacterized. The transcript has 2 exons. The coding region runs from base 1725 to 3089 and encodes 454 amino acids. NCBI's taxonomy places the organism in Eukaryota, Metazoa, Mollusca, Gastropoda, Architaenioglossa, Ampullariidae. The record is from RefSeq and is a predicted model, not a curated record.
AUAGGAUUACGUGAUAAGUACGUGACACAGGAACAAGACAGGUAGUCUACCUUACAGAAACAACACGGCAGCAAAACACAGCUGGAAAUCGUGUCAGCACAUGUGUACGUGGCAGUUUACAGAAACUUAUCAAGGGAUAGCUGCCGAGAGACAAACCACACAAAAUGCCGGCCGUGAAAUGUUGGACGUCGACCGCCGAGAGACAGGUCCCGCCGCCAUGCUGCCAACGCCGCGUCUUUGAAAGGCGAACGGGUUUCCUCCGCUGGAGGCAGGAUGGCGGCGAGAGCGACUGAGUAUAAUAGGGUCUCACAGCAUCCCCCACCCCCUGCCCCUCAUCCCCCUGCCCUCACCCUCUGCCUCUCACCCCUCUGACCUCUGACCUGCUGGAGCUGUGCGCUGCCCACCCUCUGCCUUCUGCUCGGCGGUGUGGAGGGAGAGACUGCCGCAGUUUCAGACCCAGGGGGCAGUCCGUGACCUCAGUAGUGCUGAUGGUUGUAGCAGACGGUUGACCACUUGAAGGGUGGCCAGUGACGGCGACUGCAGUCUUUCCAGGUCGACAACAUUUUUUUAAGGGCUUCAUGAAUAUCCCUGCAUCUUCAGACAAACGAAGAAGGACCCGAUGUUGUGAUGUAGUCAAGGGUGACCAUAGACACCAAGUGUUGUGGUCGACCUGUCCAGCCUGCAGACGUCAAACAUCAAAGGCUGUGUGUACUGGCACGUGAAUGUCUACAAACUCUGUCUAGGAAAACAUUUGCUCCGUCGACAGUGUCUAUGUUUAUUUGACUGUUAGGUAUCAUCUUUAUCUGGUUCUUCUUCCUCUAACACUUAACACCUUUAACUUCCAUCAUGACCAUUGAAUAUUUUUUUAGACGGCGUAACACUCGAUAAACAAAUAGCUUGCUCUGAGGGUAAUACUCGCACCCUGGAUUUUAAGAUUUCCUACAGGCCGAACUGAGAGGUUAGCAGGCAUUAUUAAUCCUGUCGGUAUUGUACAAGAUCACAGGACGCAAAGUAUGUCUACUUAAAAGACGAUGUUUCUCAGGUUAAGAAGGAUAAAAGUACUAGCUCGGUCCUUUUGCUCCCUUUCAGUCUUUAUUGUGAUUCUUUAUUAUGUAUUAUUUGUUUCAAAAGAGCUUGACGCGGCAAGAACAGAGCCUUGUUUCGAAAAAGCACUAAGGACAACGAACUAACCCCUCAAACAUGCGUACAUCCCGAUCUUAACCCCUUCAACCCGACAAUCAUACAAUUCCAUAAAAAGUACCCACCCGUGGAUUGUAGCCCCGCCGAGGAAGACUGGGUGUACACCAUCAACGGCACGUUUCGCAUCUCAGAGCGCGCACGUCAACUGUACGGGAAGGUCACGUGCGAGUACAUCCCACUCGAGCGUCCAGACGACUUCUCCGUCCGUGAAGGUCUGCAUGUCAAGCCCAUGCUGGACGGUGCACCGCUAACAACGGACUUCUUCAAGGUGGACUGCGUGUCAAGCACCGGAAAAAGAUACGUGAACAUCCACUGUGGAGUGGCAAGGAACGACGCCGUCUUCUCUCGGCUGAAGGAAAUGGCCGCAAAGAAAAAUAUUUACGGUCCUCUCUACCGUCUUUGGGAAACACCUUGUCAUUCCGCACGCAGACAUCGAAACCAGAUUCUGUUUCGUCGUCCCACUCCCUCAUUCCAAGAGUCUGCCUGGCCUCAACUUGAGUGUGUUUAUUUUGGGGUUCGAUUCCAUGUCUCGCAUGUCCUGGAUUCGUUUGCUUCCACGCUCACGUGCGUACUUUCUGAAUAAACUUGGUGGCAUUGAACUCGAAGGUUACAACAUCGUGGGCGAUGGGACGCCGGCCGCUUUGCUCCCCAUAUUAACGGGUUUCCACGAAGAGGAACUGCCAGAAGCGCGACGGGGCAUGCCCAAUGCACGUCCGGUUGACGGACACCCAUGGGUGUGGAAAGAGUUCGAGAGUCAUGGUUACGUGACGGCGUAUGCAGAAGAUAUGCCAGGUCUUGGAGCCUUUCACUAUCGCAUGCUCGGCUUCAAAGAACAGCCCGCCGACCACAACAUGAGGCUGUUCUUCUUGGCAGCUCAGAAAAUGUUCAGUAAAAGUGCAAGUAACUGUCUGGGCUCUACACCACGUCACCGUAUCUUCAUGCGCUGGUUCGAGGAUUUGUUUGCUACUUAUACGAGCCACCCUAAGUUCUUCUUUGGAUUUCAUGGUGAGAUGAGUCACGACGACAACAAUCCUAUACAGACCAUCGAUGAGGAUCUGAUGUUAUUUCUUGAAAGACUAGACAAGAGUGGUCACCUCAAUUCCACUCUUCUCAUUCUCAUGGCUGACCAUGGAGCCAGAUUCUCUUACAUGAGAGCCACAAAGCAGGGAAAGCUAGAAGAGCGCAUGCCUUAUUUUUCCUUCCGUUUUCCGCCAUGGGUCAAACAAGUUCAUCCUCAGCUUAUCCGCAACAUGGAGAUAAACACCAAGAGGCUGACGACGCCGUUUGACAUUCACGAGACCCUGCUGGAGGUGCUGACUUAUAGCGGGUCAGGGUUGGGGGACAUCUCCAAGAGAGCCAUCAGCCUUUUCAAGGAAAUUCCAAAACAUCGGAGCUGCAACCACGCUGGGGUGACUCCUCAUUGGUGUGCCUGCCUGAAGUGGGACACCCUUAAUAAGACUGACUUUAUCGUGUUGUCGGCCGUGAAGUCGACAGUAAGUGUGAUCAACUCGUACACAAAGUCCAACCGAAAGACAUGCGCACUGCUCCGCCUAAAGAACAUAACUUCCGCAGUACGGUACGUUCCCACGUACGAAGACUACGUGGCCGAGCACAAACUGCGGCAGUACAUACAAAGUUUUAGUCAGCAUAGGGAACGGGACUAUCUAGAUGUAAAUCAAGAAGUCUAUCAGGUGUCCUUCAUCACUCAGCCAGGAAACGGCCAUUUUGAAGUGACGUGCACUCUGGAUACAUCUACAGGAAAGUUCAUAGUAGCGAGCACCGACAUCAGCAGAGUCAACAGGUAUGGAAAGGACGCGGACUGCAUUGUAAAGACUUCUCCCCACCUCGGUCCUUAUUGCUAUUGUAAACCAGGUGCAGGAACGGUUUGAGAGGAGUUUCUAAGUUUUUAUAUACAUUUAAGAUUGUGGUGACUUUAGGAAACUUUUGCGCUAUAUAUUUAUAUUACAUUUAUAUUACUUUAUCAUAGCUUUUUAUCACUGUAUGUUGUAUACAUUUUGUGCAAGUUGGAAGUAGUUAAAAGUUUUUUGAUAACUAUUAUUAACAAGAGCGGUGAUUUAAUAUGAGUCCAUAAAAGACAGUACUUUAAAGACACAAUUGUCUCCUACAGUAAAACACAUUUCAUUGCUAGUAAUCAAGCUAGUGUCGUAGCUAUGUCACGUGACCUAACGGGAUUCAUCUCUACCUGUGGUUGCUGCUGAGGUUGGCCGCCGCCGUGUAAGCAUCCCUCGUUCUUUGCGACCUUUCUUGAACUGUGCAAACAUCUGGAUGGACACACCGCGGUGUGAAUGUGUACACGUCCGGCGGUGACAUACGAGCGUGUGAACAGGUCGACAAACAAUGCGGCGGUUGACAGACAACCGGAGGUAAACUGUAGCAUCACAGACAGGCGGUGGAAACCAGGGCAACCGAGCGCCGCGCACAGCCAGCGCAGCAUCUCUACAGGCGCCAGCUUCUAUUCUGGUGUCGGCAUCCCCCUCCUCCCCACCUUCUGUACCUCCGCUAGCUUCGUGCGGUGGUUCGCUCUUGCCAGCACGUAAAACCCUCGAGAGCAUUCUCCGCCGAGCCUCGUCGUCUGCAUCUUUUCAGUCUUCUGUUGGAAGCCACGCAACGGGCAAACUGCUGUCUGCAUUUUACAUUUUCUCUUUUUCUGUCUUCCACACCAGCGUUUUUGGUGUCCGCCUCGGGAAUAAAAUAUUUGUGCAAGCGAAUGAACUUAUCAACGAAUGAAAGUACCACCUGCAUGGAAAUGUAGCCACCGCUACCCCUCCAAGUAAAAAUUACCUGCAGGUUAAGGGUGAAGGCUGCAGAAGGAGAAGAAACAGACUGCCGAGAGGUUAAGUGAACAAGUCAGGCGUGUCUGUGAGAUAACGCGCAGGCUCGCAGGUUCCAGAGCCUGAUGCUGGAAGAACAAGAAAUGGAUGAUGCAUGCUGCUGACAUUGAAGCUCCGGAUGCUAGUGUACAUAGAAAAGAAAACACAGAGCUGUACAGAGAUCAGACUUGCAGAAGCAAGAUGCCUUCGUCAGGUGACGUCGGUGCAGAUGCAUCGAACGAACAUCGCAGUGACGUGCAGCCCGUGUCCGCGCGCGCAUCACAUUCCGCCAGCCUCCGCCAAGGGUCGCAAGGAGCACGACGGUGCGUUCGUUAGUGCACGUGGACUGGCAUCCCGAAUCUGGCAAACUCCUGUUUCAGUGAGUGUUGCGCUGCUUGGCACCUGAGACAGGUAAGCGAUUUACCUCUCCAUUCUGCUUCUCGCCGACCUCAGUGUUUAUGUACCGACGCUUCAUGUUGCUGCAGGCCGCGGUGUGGAUGUACAUCACACAGUGCAGCAUGAAUGAAUGGCGGAGGUGGGUGGGAAUUUUUCCUAGAACUCUGUGAAUUUAUAAGAACCUGUAAUGUAUUAUGUCACAGAUUUUUUUUUUUAAAUUUAGAAAGGUUUGUUAAUAUUUUUAUGUGAAACGACAAAUGUUGAUACGCUAUAAAAGUUUUAAAGUAAAUAAGGUGAGAGAUGUGAUGUGUAAUGAGACAGAUGAGUAGAAAGUGUGAUUGUGAAACAAAAGAUGUGGGUGUUGAGAAUGAAAGUCUGGUUGAAGAGCAUUUGUGGGUACAGAACACGGAAUGGCAGAAGAAUACUAAAGGUUGGGUCUCUAUAUAUUUUCACAAUGUAGCUGUGAACACUAGUGAAUGGAUGUAGAUCUACAUUAGUAUUUGCUGCUACUGCAGCUGACUCCGACUACACUACGACCUUCAUCAUAAAUAGUACACCACCACCACCACCACCACCAUCACCACAUUCUGACUGCAGUGACCACUAACUU